Mytilus californianus (California mussel) is the source of this 2191-nucleotide messenger RNA. RefSeq lists its product as uncharacterized. The transcript has 3 exons. The record is from RefSeq and is a predicted model, not a curated record. Lineage: Eukaryota; Metazoa; Mollusca; Bivalvia; Mytilida; Mytilidae. Bases 356 to 1258 code for a protein of 300 amino acids.
AAUGUGAAGGAGAUAUCAUAUCACUCUUUCAUUUCAAUCCGUUACAAACGCGUGAAUAACUGUGUACAUAAAAUAUCACCGCCCAAAGUUGUCCUGAGAGUUUAUAUAAAAAUCCUUUUAUCUGGGAACAGUUUGAUAUUAAUAGUUUGUGUACGGUUAAGAAUGUCCAAUAACAAAAGUAUUUAAACGAUAGUGAGGUUAAUAUUGACUGAGAAAAAUUUGCACUCCACAGUCGGGACGACGGAGCGACCAUAAUGACUUGAAUAUGACAUUUAUGGAUUAAUUGUUUGACCUUUUGAGAAAAUGACGACCUAUAGAGAAUUCCGAUUGUUUUUGUAAUCUGGAAACUAGCAUUAUGCGGAUACCAGGAGAGGAAUACGAACGAAUAUGUAGCUUCCACGGCUGGCUAAUACCUCCGAAGGUUGUCUUAGCAUUCAUUUCGUUUGGAAGUCUUUUUGUUUUCCUUGGAACCGUGUUUCUUGCCGUUGGAAGCCCUUUAACAAUUCCUGGAGGUAUUUUAUUGGCUAUUGGACUUAUAUUAGUGUUGGUCAGUAUAGCUCUGUGUUUACAUUCAUGUUUCGUGGUGAGGCUGAGGGAUCAGGAAACCCAAACGUUUGAUGGUAUACACGUCAUUGCUCCGGAGAAAGUAGAUCAGCCAGAUUUCAUUCCAACAUAUGCUGUCAUUGACAAAAAGCCACCACCUUCACCAUCUAGUCUAAAAAAUGGACGCAGUGGCUCGUCUUAUCCAAAGAAAUACGUUACAUUGAACACUCGUCCAGAAUACCAGACCUCUAGAGACAGAACUAUUCCAAUGGAAUAUUACACAUCUAAUAAGCCUGCUCCACCUCCUUAUGGGUACCCGAAUCCAAAAUAUCCCGCUCAGAAUGGCUACGCAAAUUAUGACUAUCCAAAGUCUACUCAUGGUGGAGGACCAUUGCAACCAUCGCAGCCGACACCUUACAGCACGUUGACACAACGAGAUCACAUGACUAAUCAACCAAUAAGAUCAGGCCCGCAAGUUCAAAGGUCUUUCAGUGAAGACUAUGAUAACACAUUUGACACUACGCCGAUGAUGUCAUAUUCAAGUCAUGGCAGCUCAGGUCAAACAUGGCGUAGUAUGAACGACGAUAUUCCAGAGCCUCAACCAUUGGUUUAUCCAUCCGAAAGACGACCAAUGACAUUUCAACAGCAAUCGUCGUCUAAAAUGAGUAUUUAUGAUAAUGUUCAAUUUGGAUUGGAUAAAAUUGGUAAUGAAUGAUGAAUAUCGUGUGUAGCUAUGAUCAUAUCGACUUUAAUACUCACUUUCCAAAUUGAUUUGUGGCAGCAAUUAUAUAAACUGUUCACAAUUUGUUCAUGAACAUAAGUGCCUCUGAAAUGCUGAUUUCAACUGAUGAAAUGGCAAAAGAGUUAGCUUUCGCUUUUAAAGAUAUAUCUGUUGGUAGUUGGCGUUUAUUAAGCUUUUAUAUGUCUCAUUUAUGUUAUUUAGCAAAUCGUUACUGCUAAGAUGGAAAAUCUACACUGAACUCAAAUAUACCAGUAAAGUUUAUAAAUCUGACAAAGUAUGAAAUAUGGCGAGAAUGCACUUUACUCCGCGGGUUGCUGCUGUUUGAUUUUCAUGAAUUUCAUCUAUUUAAAGAUGUUCUAUGUAUAAUUAUUAUAGUCUCAUGAAUCAUUAUGUGCAGCAAGAACAAAAAGAACAUCUGUCUAUAUCAAUUAACCGUUUAAGAAUGUGAUGCAUUUUAGGAAAUAUUUUCAAAAGUGCUGACCGAAACGUGUGAUUGGACAACAUCAUCCUGAAAAUGGAUUACCAACCAAUGGAGUGGCGUCAAUUACGUCAUGUAAUACGACCAAUUUAAGUCACUACAAUAUACUACUAUAUUCUGAAGGAGAUUUAUGGACAAUAGAAAUUAGUUCAUUCUAGCUUUCAGGCGUGCACACAAUAAAGUUACCCACAAUUUUUAAGAUUCUGAAAGAGAACCAUGCAUAGACAAUAUAAUUGGUGCAUUCUUACCGUCGAAACGAGUUGCGAAAAGUAUAAUUAUUCUGUUCUCUGUGCAGAUAUACUGAGUUUACAAUUAUGUAUUUAUACUGCUUGUAAAAUCAUCUAGACAAUUAUCACAAUAAAUUUGUCUGUGAUUUUACCAUUUAAAGGAGCAAACUACCAAUUAAAGCUUUUAUAAAGUUUUGAAAA